UGCCCUCAACCUCCAAUACAAGACCUCUGCUAAAAAUGGUACGAAAGAAAAUAGAUAACAGGAUACGCGUUUUGAUUGAAAAUGGAGUCAACUUGGGUCAUAGAACUAUGUUCGUUGUUGUGGGUGAUAAAGGACGAGAUCAGGUGGUAAUAUUACAUCACAUGCUGUCCAAGUCUGUGAUAAAAUCGAGACCCUCGGUGCUAUGGUGCUACAAAAAAGAAUUGGGUUUCAGCAGCCACCGUAAAAAGCGAAUAAAAUCCUUACAGCGCAAAAUUAAGACUGGCAAGCUCAACGUCAAUGAAGAUGAUCCCUUUGAGCUAUUUGUUGUGUCCACUAAUAUUCGUUACUGUUAUUAUGCAGAAACUCACAAGAUAUUGGGAAAUACAUUUGGCAUGUGCGUUUUACAGGACUUUGAAGCCCUUACUCCUAAUUUAUUGGCACGAACCAUUGAAACUGUGGAAGGUGGAGGCAUAAUAGUUCUGCUUCUACAAUCUCUGAAUUCGUUGAAGCAGCUUUAUACUAUGAGCAUGGAUGUCCACCAACGUUUUCGUACAGAGGCCCACCAAGAUGUUGUCUGCCGAUUCAACGAGAGAUUUCUACUUUCGCUUGCAUCUUGCAAUCGCUGUCUGGUAGUAGAUGAUCAACUGAGAGUGCUUCCAAUAUCUUCUCAUAAUUUAAAAAUUGAAACUGUAGAAAAGCCAAGCAUAUCUGAACAACAGACUGAGCUGGGCAUUCUGAUGGAAAAUCUUCGUGAUACGCAACCUGUUUCUGCACUAGUCAAUUGUUGCAAGACUGUUGAUCAGGCCAAAGCAUUACUUACCUUCAUUGAAACAAUAUCAGAGAAAACUUUGAGGUCGACUGUUUCUUUAACUGCUGCUAGAGGACGUGGAAAGUCUGCAACGAUGGGUCUAGCUGUUGCUGGUGCAGUCGCGUUUGGUUACUCAAAUAUUUAUAUUUCCAGCCCCAGCCCAGAAAAUUUAAAUACCUUCUUCGAAUUUGUUUUCAAAGGAUUUGAUGCCUUGGCAUAUCAGGAACACAUGGACUACGGUUUAGUACAAUCUACUAAUCCUGAAUUUAACAAAGCGACAAUUCGCGUUAAUAUUUUUAGAGAUCAUCGACAAACUAUACAGUACAUUCAUCCAACCGACGUAAAUAAACUAAGUCAAGCUGAAUUGCUGGUAAUUGAUGAAGCCGCAGCAAUACCACUGCCUUAUGUCAAAUCCAUGUUGGGACCUUACUUAGUUUUUCUCGCUUCUACGAUAAAUGGGUACGAAGGUACAGGACGCUCUUUAUCAUUAAAACUACUACAACAAUUGAGAACCCAGACGACAGGGUCGAAUAAACAUGAGAAGACUUCUCAUCCUGGCAAAGAUAACCAUACAAUUGGAAGGCAGUUGCACGAAAUCACACUCGAAGAAUCUAUUAGAUACAAGCCUGGUGAUUCAGUUGAACAGUGGCUUACAGAACUACUUUGCCUUGACGCAAUGACACAUGCUCCAGUACUUUCUGGUUGCCCGCCACCUGACACUUGCCAAUUGUAUUAUAUUAACAGAGAUACGUUGUUCUGUUACCACAAAGCCUCAGAAAUAUUUCUGCAAAGAUUGGUUGCCCUCUACGUUGCCUCACAUUAUAAAAACAGUCCAAACGACCUGCAAAUGAUGUCUGAUGCUCCUGCGCAUCAUCUUUUUUGCUUACUGGGACCAGUUGAUCCAAAUAAAAAAGCAUUGCCUGAAAUAUUAGUCGUAAUUCAGGUUUGCCUAGAAGGUGAAAUAAGUAAAUCAUCCAUAGCAGAUGGACUUGGAAGAGGACGUAGAGCGGCUGGUGAUCUCAUACCAUGGACUAUUGCCCAGCAAUAUCAAGAUCAUGACUUUCCCAUGCUCGCAGGGGCACGAAUAGUUCGCAUCGCGACUCAUCCGAAUUAUCAUGGGAUGGGUUAUGGAAGUAGGGCACUGAAUCUUUUGAAGCAAUAUUAUGAAGGAAAAAUACUAGAUAUUGAUGAAAAAGUUGCGGAAUCCGUUACAGAGAUUACACAAAUCAAUGAUGAAGAAGUAGGUCUACUCGAAGAAACUAUAGAACCUCGCAGUUCACUACCACCAUUGCUAUCAAAAUUGAACGAAAGAGAGCCUGAAGAUCUAGACUACAUCGGUGUAUCGUUUGGCCUGACAGAACCACUUCUCAAAUUCUGGAAAAGAGCAAACUUUGUUCCUGCCUAUUUACGACAAACAGCAAAUGACUUGACUGGAGAAUACUCUAGCAUUUUAUUAUGCAAACUGGGGAAUGAUCAAAAAGCGGGCUCAAGCUGGUUGGAAGCAUAUGCCAAUGAUUUCCGCAAGAGAUUCACAACUCUCUUGUCAUUCUCAUUCAAUACUUUUUCUCCAUCCCUCGCGUUGGGUGUUUUAACGAAUAAAGCCAUACCGGCAUCUCCAAUUACUCUGACGAAGGAUAAGCUUGAUGUUUAUUUCACAACGUACGACAUUCGGCGGCUGGAAAUGUAUAGCAAUAACAUGGCUGACUACCACUUAGUUAUGGACCUACUUCCUGCCUUGGCUCGAUUAUAUUUUCUGCAGAUGAUGGGUGAUGUGCAUUUUUCACCAGUGCAAUCCGCAAUACUGCUCGGUUUAGGUCUGCAACAUAAAACAGUUGAUAAAUUAGUAGAAGAAUUGGGUCUUCCAUCUUCGCAACUCUUGGGAUUGUUCAAUCGUGUUAUACGAAGAUCGGUACAAUACUUAAACACAAUUACGGAGAACUUUAUCGAAAAAGGAAUGAUUACGAACACAAGUGCUACUACAGAAGUAAAUUUGAACCCAAUUGGUGGCAGGAGUAUGCAUGAGGAACUUGAGGAUGCAGCUAAGGAACUCAAAGUUAAGCAAAGAGUUGAACUAGAUAAGUUAAAACGAGAGAAUCUCAGUCAGUAUGCGAUAAAAGGGUCGGAAACUGACUGGGAUGCAGCACUCUCUGGAAAAAGCAAGAGCAAGUCUUUGGUUUCAGUUAAAACUGCUGAUAAGAGAGUAGCACCUGACGAUGUCAAGGAUUUUCCGAAAAGCGGGCAGAAAAAGAAGAAGAAACGUUUUUCUAAGUAAGAAGUAGCAUACUUUUCAAUUAAUACAAAUUGUACAUCAGACGUAUUCAAUGAAAUAAUUAACCCCGAAUGGAAUAAAACUUUGAUUUUGAUCAAAAUUA
Molecule: messenger RNA, 3180 nt
Organism: Athalia rosae (coleseed sawfly)
Lineage: Eukaryota; Metazoa; Arthropoda; Insecta; Hymenoptera; Athaliidae
Product: RNA cytidine acetyltransferase
Exons: 18
Coding region: 36-3080 (1014 amino acids)
Biological process (GO): rRNA acetylation involved in maturation of SSU-rRNA
Cellular component (GO): nucleolus; 90S preribosome
Molecular function (GO): ATP binding; 18S rRNA cytidine N-acetyltransferase activity; tRNA binding
Source: RefSeq, a predicted model, not a curated record